Molecule: messenger RNA, 1532 nt
Organism: Phanerochaete carnosa HHB-10118-sp
Lineage: Eukaryota; Fungi; Basidiomycota; Agaricomycetes; Polyporales; Phanerochaetaceae
Exons: 9
Coding region: 24-932 (302 amino acids)
Cellular component (GO): cytosol
Molecular function (GO): oxidoreductase activity, acting on NAD(P)H as acceptor; aldose reductase (NADPH) activity
Source: RefSeq, a predicted model, not a curated record
CCACCACUGUUAUCGUUGCAGCCAUGGGUUGGGAUACUAUCAAGCUGAACAACGGCAACGAGAUACCGUCCAUUGCGUACGGGUCUUGGACGCUCGGGGGCGGCCAGCCAACAGUUGAUCACGUCGACCAAGCACUCGACGGCGGCUUCAACCAUCUUGAUACCGCUCAAUCUUAUCGCAACGAACUCGAGGUUGGAACCGCGCUCCACGAUAGCGGCCUCAAGCGUGACGAUAUCUUCAUCACUACCAAGUACUCUGCAAUUGACGGCCUCGACAUCGACACGUCCAUUCACAACAGUUUGAAGAAUCUCGGUGUGCAGCAUGUCGACCUCUACCUCAUCCACAACCCCCGUAUAGUCCCAGAUAUCCCGUCUGCGUGGGCGCAGAUGGAGAAGCUCCAGUCUGACGGCUUCACGAAGGGCAUCGGCGUGAGCAACUUCGAGAUUUCGCAUCUCGAGACGCUGCUCGCGUCUGCAAAGGUCACGCCCGCCGCGAACCAGAUUCUGCUGCACCCGUACGUCUGGCAACGCCAGGCGCCCCUCGUGGAAUACUGUCAGAAGAAAGGCAUCGUUGUCGAGGCAUACAGUGUCCUCAUCCCGCUGACCCAUCAGCCCGGGGGCGCUGUGGACGCGCCCGUCAAGAAGAUCGCGAAACGCGAGAAGGUUGAGCCCGAGCAGGUCUUACUGGCCUGGGCGAAGUCAAAGGGAGUCGUCGUAGUCACGUCCAGCACGAAGAAAGACCGUCUUCAACGCUACCUGGCCGCCGGAGAUCUCAAGCUGACCGACGAGGACAUCGCUUCUAUUGACAAGGCCGGGAGCGAGGGCGCCCGCCGCUUCACCGCGCGCACCUUCGUCAAGCGCGCGAUUGGCCUCGCGCUGUUCGGCGCCGCCGUGCUUGGGGCGUGCAGCUACAUCGGCGUUGACCUCAUCUAACCCUGGGAAACGAAAUGUAUCAGCAUCAGUGCAGAAAUACAUACUAUAUGUGCAGAGUGUAAAAGUACAGCAUGGACUGGAGAAGCAUAGGCGAAGAAGAGUCAGACGGUAACGAAUAAGCAAGAAUAAGCAGGCAAGUGUUUCAUGUACUCAUGAUCCUCUCUAUCUCUAGCUGUAUCCGGACGCGGGAGGCAAUACCCUCGGGGCUCUUGCCACCGAUGAGCCUGUCUUUCUGGCCGCUGAUACCUUCCGUGACGCCCGCAUAGAUGACUUCGAGCAUCUUGAGCCACUGCACGCCCCAGACCUCUCUGGCCUUUGCGCCAAAGACGUCCAACGCGACGUACAGUAUCUCGGCUGCGACAGGGCUGUCAAGUAGCUGAGGCUGGGACAUCAUGCGCGCAAAGUACUGCCAGUAGCGUUGCACGCGGAAACGGUGAUCGAUGGGGCGGUCGAACUGGGUGCUGGCAGCGAUGAUGUUGAAGUACACGCGCAUUAUGCCGGCUACGCGCUGCAGGUGCUCCCCAAAGGGCUCAUCUUUACUGCGGUACCCCAUUGCCUUCGCGCGGCCCUCCUCGUCAAAGGAGGUGCCGUCAGUAUCGC